Zootermopsis nevadensis is the source of this 837-nucleotide messenger RNA. The record is from RefSeq and is a predicted model, not a curated record. NCBI's taxonomy places the organism in Eukaryota, Metazoa, Arthropoda, Insecta, Blattodea, Termopsidae.
AGAUAGAACAUUUUCAGUCUUAAAUGGAGCGCAGCUGUAAGGUACAGAAUAAUUGUUCCUGUCGUGGUACUGAUGUUGUUCAGUAGUGACAUGGGGAGCACGCAGAGAAGAAUGGCUCAGUGGGUAGUAACUGGCAUAUUAUUUCAGUUAUUUAGAAGUGGAAAUCAAUUCCCAUCUCCAUCCACUAAGAAACUUGACAAUAAGGUGUUCGGAAGAUUAAAGAAUUUUGAACUGGACAACAAAAUUGGGUCAUCAGGCUUCAGUAAAUUUGAAUACCCAAAAGAAGAUACAACUCAUGGAGUUGGUUAUGGACAUCACCUUCAUCCAUUUUACUACCAAGGAUUGGCUCCCUUAUACUCAUGUGCCAUACAGGGAGAAUGGUAUCCUAUUGCACAACAUGCACACCACAGCAAUACAAUUCAAAACCAUGACAGAAGUGCGUCUGAACUGAAUGAAGGAGUCAAUUAUAAUCCAUUCAUAUACAGUACUGAUUAUAUAAACAGCGAGAAUUCUAAUGGUAGAAAAACGGUCAUGCCUGAAAACCAUUUAAAAUACUUUAAAUACACAACAGAGAACUUUUAUGAAGAAGGUGGAGCACGAGAGAUGCAUCAAAAGUUUAGUAAUAAAACAGCUGCUUCUCAAUCAGAUGACAACGAGGGGAUUCCUACAUACCUCACACCUCCACUACCACCAACAUCAACAAUGAAUGCUUUAGUUCAGUUACAGGAGCUGUUUCCACAUAAAAAGCGUUACGCUGUCAGGGAAGAGCAGAAGUUGCUGGAUAUUCUGACUACUCUGCACAUUCUGCCACACCCUGAAGAGAUGGACUACUUUUAA